AUGGAGGAGCAACAGAAGAACCAAGAAGGUGAGGAGAUCUCGAGCUAUGUUUCACAGUUGCAUGUUGUUCCUGCAGUUGAUGCUGUCGAAGCCGGUAAAGGGCAACUGGAGAUUAGCGUAAACCAGGGGAAGGUACCGAACAAUGUACAGAUGCAGGGAGCUGGCCGAUGUCUGGUGACGUUCAUACCGCAAUUUCCGGGACAGUAUGUUAUCGAUGUCACCUUCAAUGGCGAACAAGUUUAUGGUAUCCAAUUUAUUGCUCUUCGAACUUUUUUUUUUUGCUUUUUUUUCCUCAUACAGUGCUCAAUUUGAAA
Enterobius vermicularis (human pinworm) is the source of this 314-nucleotide messenger RNA. The record is from the annotation of a GenBank genome assembly. Lineage: Eukaryota; Metazoa; Nematoda; Chromadorea; Rhabditida; Oxyuridae.